Verticillium nonalfalfae is the source of this 1725-nucleotide messenger RNA. RefSeq lists its product as uncharacterized. Gene Ontology annotation, molecular function: basic amino acid transmembrane transporter activity. The transcript is spliced from 2 exons. Gene Ontology annotation, cellular component: fungal-type vacuole membrane. The record is from RefSeq and is a predicted model, not a curated record. Gene Ontology annotation, biological process: transmembrane transport; basic amino acid transport. NCBI's taxonomy places the organism in Eukaryota, Fungi, Ascomycota, Sordariomycetes, Glomerellales, Plectosphaerellaceae. The coding region runs from base 1 to 1725 and encodes 574 amino acids.
AUGGCCGCCGAACCAAGCGCCGCGCCGAUAUUGGAUGAACGAGCACCCCUUCUCUUGAGCUCAUCGGCGACAAUCUCUGUGACCAGUGACUCGAGUUAUGACGCGUCUGACGAGGGGGCUUCGGUUGGCCCUCGCGAUGAGGAAGCAUCUAUAGGACGAGAUGGUGUCGCGCCAACCCCCCGCGCCGCCAUCGUGCGCAUUGUCGCCAUUCUUCUCCUCGGCACCUUUACCUCCAACGCCGACGGCAGUCUGGUCCUAGCGACACACCCGACCAUUGCUUCCGAAUUCAACGACCUCGAGGAUUCGAGCUGGCUGUUCACGGCUUUCGCUCUCGCCGGCGCGUCCACACAGGCCAUCUACGGCAAGCUCAGCGAUAUCUACGGCCGCAGGGCGCUGCUCGUCGUGGCAUACUCGCUCUUCGCGCUGGGAUGCUUCAUUGUAGGCAUCGGAGGGUCCAUGGGGGAGGUUGUGCUUGGUAGGGUCAUAUCAGGGUCUGGUGGAUCGGCCAUGAACGUCGUUGCUGCGCUGGUCAUCACGGAUCUCGUCCCGCUGCGCGACGUCGCCGCCUGGCAAGCAACCAUCAACCUUGCAGCGACCAUCGGACGCAGCCUCGGCGGUCCCGUGGGAGGAUGGCUCGCAGACACGAUCGGCUGGCGCUGGUCCUUCCUCGGCCAGGCGCCCAUCUUCAUGUUCGCGCUGCUCCUCUGCAUGGCCUACCUCCCAUCCACGACCAAGCGCACAGUGGCCCCCGCCAGCGCGGCGGAUCAGUCGACGGCCAAGACGCCAGAACCGAGCAAGGGAUCCCUCUCCCGCAUCGACUGGCUCGGGGCCCUGCUCCUCGCCCUCACGAUCCUCGCCUUCCUCGCGCCCAUCGAACUCGGCGGCAGCAAGAUCCCUUGGUCCCACCCGCUGGUCCCGGGGCUCCUCGCCUCCUCGGCCGUGCUCGCAGGCCUCUUCGCCCUCGCCGAGGCCCGGCCCGGCGCGGACCCCAUCUUCCCGCUGGCGCUGCUCCGCCAGCGCGACAUUGUCCUCUCCUAUGCCGUCAUCCUCCUCCAGACGGCGGCGCAGCUGGGUCUCAUGUUCGCCGUGCCGCUCUACUUCCAAGUCACGCAGCGGGCCACCAACACGGUCGCCGGCGCGCACCUCUUCCCCGCCGUCGCCGGCAACGCCGCCGGCGGCAUCCUCGCCGGCCUCCUCAUCCGCCGCACGGGCCGCUACAAGCGCCUCACCGUCCUGGCCACCCUCUGCUCGUCCGCCGCCUACGUGCUCCUCGUGCUGCGCUGGCACGGCCACACGAACCUCUGGGAGUCGCUCUACAUCGUCCCCGGCGGCUUCGGCCAGGGCGUCGCCAUCUCGGCCGUCUUCGUCAGCGUCCAGGCCGCCGUCGACCCGCGCCACAAGGCCGCCGCCAUCGCCGGCCUCUACCUCUGCACGACCGUCGGCAUGAUUGUCGGGCUCGCGACCGUCAGCGCCGUCGUCAUGGGCACCAUGAAGGCCGCGCUCGACGCCCGUCUCGUGGCCCUGGGGCUCACCGACGCGGCGCGGCGCCACAUCAUCGCCGAGGCGGCCUCGAGCGUCGGCUUCAUCGAGCGCGCGCGCGGCAGGGUCGGCGACGCUGUCGUCGCGUCCUACAUCGAGGGCCUGUCGUGGAGUCAUGGCGUUUCGCUCGUCUGCUCGCUGCUGGCGCUGCUUGGCGCGCUGUUCUUGGGGGAGCACAAGCUGUGA